AUGGAGUUUCAUAUCUACACAGCUAUUUUGGGUAUCUGCUUCCUCUACCUCUCAGCAGUUCGAGCUCAGCAAGCUGAAGAUUUCGGUUCGAUCUGGGUCGUACCUGAUGGCACCCAGCCAGAUCUUUCACAAACAUUCAGACAAGGUCUCACUGUCCAGAUUACUUGGUUCGGGGCGCCAGUGGACUAUCAAUUUGAUACCUUGACGAACUUGUGGGUCACAUCGUGGGAGUAUGAAAAGACUGCAUAUAGCCAGUUACUCGAAGGGAAUAUCAACGCCAACGAUAGCGGCACUCACGACUGGACAAUCGAUAUUCCAACCAGUGUUUUAGGCAAGACCGCAAAAUACGUCCUUCGUUUUAAAGACCUUAAUCCUGCGUUUAAUCUCCACUCUCGUGAUGUGUCAAGUCCAGCAUUUUUGGUCAUCACCGGAGAUUCUGCUUCAUCCUCUAAAACUUCUACUUCAACAUCCACAACUUCUUCCUCGUCCUCCACAGUUACUUCUUCUCCGACACUUUCCAGUUCUGUGGUUUCCUCGACUCAGGCAUCUAAUUCUUCCACCGGAGCUAUUGCAAAUUCAACAGCAGUUGAUACGACACACAGGGAUAAACACACUAAGCUUAGUGGUGGAUUGGCAGCAGGUAUUGCUGUUGCAUCUGUGGUUGUACUUUGCGCAGUCCUUGGGUUGGCAUACUUCCUGUACAAACGAAGGAAAAACAAGAGAGGGCCUGCAACAAAACCGUUGACAGAACAUCCAGCAGGUUCUUUGACGAAACCUCCAACGUAUCAUGAAGCGCCCAGUCAGCAAUCAGCAGUACCUUCUGAGAAAGCAGCUGAGCUUGGCGGUGAAGAUAGACCAGUGGAGUUGGAGGGUUAG
Molecule: messenger RNA, 876 nt
Organism: Botrytis deweyae
Lineage: Eukaryota; Fungi; Ascomycota; Leotiomycetes; Helotiales; Sclerotiniaceae
Exons: 2
Coding region: 1-876 (291 amino acids)
Source: RefSeq, a predicted model, not a curated record